This is a messenger RNA of Musca vetustissima, 3912 nucleotides long. It is a transcript of the gene ptc, whose product is annotated as protein patched. Gene Ontology annotation, cellular component: plasma membrane. Gene Ontology annotation, molecular function: smoothened binding; hedgehog receptor activity; hedgehog family protein binding. Gene Ontology annotation, biological process: smoothened signaling pathway. The transcript has 7 exons. The record is from RefSeq and is a predicted model, not a curated record. Bases 67 to 3858 code for a protein of 1263 amino acids. Lineage: Eukaryota; Metazoa; Arthropoda; Insecta; Diptera; Muscidae.
AUCGAACAAAUGCCGUAUGCAUAAAAACUUGGCAUCAUUUGGUGGAAAGAAAAUACACAACAAAAUAUGGUUGUGCCUACAAUGGAUACUCUACCCCGCGUCCCCGACACACAUGGCGAUGUUGUCGACGAAAAGCUAUUUUCCGAUUUAUAUAUUCGCACAACAUGGGUUGAUGCCCAAAUAGCUUUGGAUCAAAUCGACAAAGGUAAAGCCCGCGGUAAUCGUACAUCAAUUUACCUACGUUCAGUAUUUCAAUCACAUUUCGAAUCUUUGGGCAGCUCUGUGCAAAAACAUGCCGGAAAGGUUCUAUUUGUGGCAAUUCUAGUAUUAAGCACAUUCUGUGUUGGCCUUAAAAGUGUACAUAUUCAUUCGAAAGUGCAUCAGCUAUGGAUACAGGAGGGUGGACGACUCGAGACCGAACUAGCAUACACUCAAAAGACAAUUGGAGAAUCUGAGAGUUCAACGCACCAAUUACUUAUACAAACUGGACACGAUCCGAAUGCAUCCGUUCUGCAUCCGCAGGCACUGCUGACGCAUCUAGAAGUUCUGAAGAGGGCCACUGCGGUUAAAAUACACAUGUUUGACACAGAUUGGAGUCUAAGAGACAUGUGUAAUUCGCCAACGACGCCAAGCUUCGAGGGACCAUUUUACAUUGAACAGAUAUUUAAGCACAUCAUUCCGUGUUCCAUAAUAACGCCGUUAGAUUGUUUCUGGGAGGGAAGUCAACUGCUGGGACCAGAUUUUCCCGUUCAAAUACCGGGCAUAGACAAACGCAUCACCUGGAGCACGCUUAAUCCUUCGAAACUAAUGCAAUCGAUGAAGAAGCAAAUGAACGAUCAAAAGAUACCCUUCGAUUUUGACACAAUAGAACAGUAUAUGAAGCGUGCGGCAAUUUCAUCUGGCUACACCGAAAAGCCCUGUCUGGAUCCCAAAAAUCCACAGUGUCCUGAAACUGCACCGAACAAAAACAGUGACUUUCCCUUGGACGUAGGAGGAGUAUUGACUGGUGGUUGCUACGGGUUUGCUGCCAAAUACAUGCACUGGCCCGAGGAGUUGAUUGUGGGUGGUGUGCAGCGCAAUCGCACCGGCCACUUGAAACGAGCCAAAGCUAUUCAGACUGUGGUACAGCUGAUGACCGAGAAGGAAAUGUUUGACUUUUGGAAUGAAAACUACAAAGUCCACCACAUUAGCUGGACACCCGAAAAGGCGGCAGAGGUUUUAAAUGCCUGGCAGCGGAAUUUUUCCAAAGAAGUGGAGAACAUUAUGAAUGGCCCAAACAUGUCCAAGAAAUACAAUGUGUACGUGUUCUCUUCGGCCACAUUGGACGACAUUUUGGAGAAAUUCUCCAAUCCGAAGCCUUUAAGUAUCCUAAUUGGAGUUAUUGCCACCGUGAGCUAUGCCUUCUGCACACUCAUUCGUUGGCGGGAUCCUGUGAAGGGACAGUCCAGCGUCGGUGUAGCUGGGGUGUUAUUGAUUGGCUUUUCGACUGCAGCUGGUUUGGGUUUAUGUGCCAUUUUGGGUAUUGUGUUCAAUGCAGCCAGCACGCAGGUUGUUCCGUUUCUAGCUUUGGGGCUAGGAGUUGAUCACAUAUUUAUGCUUACGGCUGCGUAUGCGGAGAGCAAUCGCAAAGAGCAAACCAAGUACAUUUUGAAGAAAGUAGGCCCCAGUAUACUGUUUAGUGCUUGUUCAACGACAGGAGCAUUUUUCGCGGCCGCAUUUAUUCCGGUGCCUGCACUGAAAGUGUUUUGCCUUCAAGCCGCAAUUGUUAUGUGUUUUAAUCUGGCGGCGGCACUGCUCGUGUUUCCAGCCAUGAUAUCAUUAGACUUGCGAAGGCGGACAGCCGGCCGAGCUGACAUUUCUUGCUGUUGUUUUCCUAUAUGGAAAGAACCGCCUGCCAAUAAUUUCCAGCAGAUACAAACUAACAAUUCCUUAAAGAAUGGCCGUAGUAGUUUCAAGAGCCAUGGAAGCAUGCAAAGCAAAUCCUGUAAAAACAUUAGACCGACACCCGCACACAGUACUGCGCGGCAAGACGACGCGCUAUUGUCCUGCUCGGCUGAGAAAAGCCUACCAUCAUUUUCUCUAGCCAAGUUUGCCGUUAAGUACUACACGCCAUUUCUUAUGAAGAGCUGGAUUAAGUUCAUUGUCAUAACAUCGUUUGUGGGUACGGUUAUAUUCAGUCUGUACGCCUCGACAAAGCUACAGGAUGGCCUGGAUUUGAUAGACCUAGUACCCAAGGAAACGAAUGAGUACAAAUUCUUGAAUGCCCAAACGUCAAUGUUCGGCUUUUAUAGCAUGUAUGCGGUUACUCAGGGAAACUUUGAGUAUCCAAAUAAUCAACGACUCCUACAUGAAUACCACGAAGCCUUUGUUCGGGUGCCCCACGUCAUUAAAAAUGACAAUGGAGGCCUACCAGAUUUUUGGCUGUCCCUUUUCCGUGAUUGGUUGCGAAAUUUGCAGAAAAUAUUUGAUCGUGAGUUCAAGGAUGGUUGCAUCAAUCAGGAGGGUUGGCAUCCUAAUGCUACAAGUGACGCGAUACUUGCAUACAAGUUGCUGGUGCAAACGGGGCACGUGGAUAAUCCGGUUGACAAGGCAUUGGUAGUACAACACCGCUUAGUAGACAACGAGGGCAUAAUAAAUCCCAAAGCAUUCUACAACUACCUAUCCGCUUGGGCAACAAACGACGUGUUCGCAUAUGGUGCCUCUCAGGCGAAGUUACAUCCUGAGCCUCGUCAAUAUUACCACGUUCCGACGGAAACUGACUUGAAAAUACCGAAAUCUUUACCUCUGGUUUAUUCCCAGUUGCCAUUCUAUUUGCAUGGCUUAACAGAUACAUCGGAAAUUAAAUCAUUAAUCGCCCACAUCCGAGACUUGAGCAUGCGCUUCGAGUCGCGAGGAUUACCCAACUAUCCAUCUGGUAUUCCAUUCAUAUUCUGGGAACAAUACAUGACCUUGAGGUCUUCCCUGGCUAUGAUUUUGUCAUGCUGCAUCAUAGUGGCAUUCAUUCUAGUCUGCAUUCUUUUACUUUCGAUGUGGGCCGCUGUUUUGGUCAUAGUAAGUGUGUUGGCUUCAUUGGCACAGAUUUUUGGAGUUAUGGCGGUAUUGGGUAUUAAGUUAUCGGCUUUGCCUGCUGUUAUUCUCAUACUGAGUGUGGGCAUGAUGCUUUGUUUCACCGUUCACAUUACACUGGGUUUUCUAACUUCUGUUGGUAACCGCGAACGUCGUAUUUUGUUGUCCAUGCAAGUUACAUUGGGCCCACUGACUCAUGGCAUUCUUACGUCAACACUCGCCGUUUUUAUGUUAUCCACCUCACCGUUUGAGUUUGUCAUUCGCCACUUCUUCUGGCUACUUUUAGCUGUACUUUGUGUGGGAGCUUUUAACAGUUUGGUAAUGUAUCCUAUAGUAUUGAGUAUGGUUGGACCAGCGCCAGAACUUAUACCACUAGAACAUCCAGAUCGGAUUUCGACCCCCUCUCCACAAAUGGCACGCAAUAGUAAACGAAACAAUAAGAACAUCGCCAUGGGAUCAAUGCGAUCUUCAUCACGUAGUUGUCAGAAACCGCACUACAAUUAUAAAGAUAACAAUGACCCUUCGUUGACAACCAUUACUGAAGAGCCACCCUCGUGGAAAUCAUCCAAUUCGUCGAUACCAAUGAAUAACGACUCCAACGUGCAUGACGCCAACAUCGGCAUGGAGAGCUUUCCGCCCGAGUUACAAAGCAUUGUUGUUCAACCGGAAGUUACCGUCGAAACGCAUCACUCUGACUCGAACUCUACGAAAGUAACUGCCACCGCCAACAUUAAAGUCGAAUUAGUCACACCAGUCCGAUCGGUGCGCCGGUACAAUUUCACACCAUCAUAGCAAUAAAACAACAAUUAACCAAAAUCCCUCCAACUACACAAUUACAAUUAGAUA